Messenger RNA from Symbiodinium sp. CCMP2592, 1077 nucleotides. The record is from the annotation of a GenBank genome assembly. NCBI's taxonomy places the organism in Eukaryota, Dinophyceae, Suessiales, Symbiodiniaceae.
AUGUGGGAAAGUGUGGCCACGGAACUCCUGCAUUUGUGGACGAAUGGUGUGGAGCUGAUAUUGAACAAUGCAAAAGUCACAGUAUUUAUAUGUCUCACUGCAAUCAAAGGCGACUGGCCUCUGUUGGCCAAACUCGGCUGCCUCGAACGAUUCUUUGGCAGGAAGACGAAAUCAAGCAAUCAAGACAAAGCCAAAGGAAUAUGUCAUUUAUGCCUUGCCGGGAAAAGUGGUUUCCCGUUCCACGAUUGCAUGGAUACGGCUCUUUGGCGAGCUACUUUUCUUCAACACAGCCCAUUCUGGCAGCCGUCUCCAUUCGCUUGCUUGCCAUAUCAUCAGCCACUGCUAUACAGAUUUGACGUCUUUCAUGUUUGUCACAAGGGGGUGCUUGCAGAGCUAGCAGGCAGUGGGCUCGUGGUUCUCAUGGACCUUGGAAAGGCUGGCCCCGGAGAUGUUCACGUGCAACUGGCUACUCUGUACGAAGAGCUGGUCAGCUUCAGUCGAAGGAACUCGCUGAACCUUCAUAUGAGCUCACUGACACGAACUCUGGUCAACUUGACAAAGGAUGCUGACUAUCCUUGUGGGACAUGGUUCAAGGGGCAAGAUACAAGUAUUGUCAACAGAUUUCUCGAAGAGCGGUUCGGGACAUUGCUGGCCGAGGAGCCGUCUGAUUACGUUGCCGCCAUCCACGAGGCAGUGUCCAAGGCGAACUCCAUGAUGCGGCACUUGUAUGCUCAUGGGCUUUGGUAUCGGAGGUUCGAUGCGGAAGUGUUCGUACGGCAUACUUACGGCUUCAUGACGAAGUACUUGGAGGUCGCUUACAUGGCUUUGUCACAACGAAAAACACGUUUCAAGUUGACACCGAAGCUGCAUGCCUUCAAUCACAUAGCUGAUUAUGUGAGAAACGAUUUGGAGAAAUAUCCUUUGGCUCAAUGGCUGAGAAAUCCAGCCACAUGGUCAACUCAGCAGUGCGAAGAUUUCACAGGGAGGGUAAGUCAGCUCAGCACAGCUGUCAGCUCUCGGGCUUGCCACCGGCAAGUUAUGUGCAGAUAUGCAGUCAACUUGUGGAAGCACUGGUAG